GGGAGGCACAGGACCUGCAAGCUGCAGAAGUAAAAGCUCCCGGACCUACGAUGGAGCAGGAUCUCAGGAGCAUCCCGGCCUCGAAGCUCGAUAAGUUCAUAGAGAAUCAUCUCCCGGACACCAGCUUCUGUGCUAACCUCAGAGAAGUCAUAGAUGUCCUGUGUGCGCUCCUGAAGGACAGAUCCUUCCGGGGCUCUUCCCGCCGAGUGAGGGCCUCCAAGGGGGUGAAGGGCGGCUCCUCAGGCAAAGGCACCGCACUCAAUGGCAGGCCAGACGCUGACCUGGUGGUGUUCCUUAACAAUUUCACCUACUUCGAGGAUCGGUUAAACCAACAGGGACUGUUGAUUACAGAAAUUAAGAAACAACUGUGCGAGAUGCAGCAUGAGAGACGUUUUGGAGUGAAGUUUGAGGUCCACAGUUUAAGGAGUCCCAGCUCCCAGGUUCUGAGCUUCAAGCUGUGUGCCCCAGACCUGCUGAAGGAGGUGAAGUUUGAUGUGCUGCCAGCCUAUGAUUUAUUGGAUCAUCUGAACAUCCCCAGGAAGCCUAACCAACAAUUCUACGCCAAUCUCAUCAGUGGGCAUGCCCCACCGGGGAAGGAUGGCGAGUUCUCUACCUGCUUUAUGGAGUUCCGGAAGUACUUCCUGAACUGGCGCCCAACCAAGCUGAAGUGCCUCAUCCGCCUGGUCACGCACUGGUACCAACUGUGUAAAGAGAAGCUAGGGGACCCACUGCCCCCACAGUACGCCCUGGAACUGCUCACAGUCUACGCCUGGGAGCGUGGGAGUCAACUAACUAAAUUCAACACAGCCCAGGGCUUCCGGACCGUCUUGGAACUGGUCACCAAGUACAAACAGCUUCGAAUCUACUGGACAGUGUACUAUGACUUUCGACAUCGAGAGGUCUCUGAAUAUCUGCACCAACAGCUCAAGAAAGACAGGCCUGUGAUCCUGGACCCCGUUGACCCAACAAGGAACGUAGCCGGUUUGAACCCAAAGGGCUGGCGGCGACUAGCAGGAGAGGCUGCCACCUGGCUGCAGUACCCAUGCUUUAAGUACGGGGACAGUUCGCCCGUGUGCUCCUGGGAGGUGCCGACAGAGGUUGGAGUGCCAACGAAGUAUCUCUUUUGUCGUAUUUUCUGGUUAUUGUUUUGGUCUUUGUUCCAUUUCAUUUUUGGGAAGACUUCAUCUGGAUAGCCCAGAGUGGCCGGGAUAUUGCCAUCCUCCUGCCUUAGCACCGGAAUGACUGCAGCAUAGGUCUGCUGUGCCCUGCCUCCCCUCCAUCCUCAAGUGGACAAGAACUGGGCAAGUGUUUUCCUGUGAGCACAGCGCGGGACCUGUCCAGGAGGCUCCAAAGUCAGGGGCAUGUCCUGCUCUGCUGCAGGCCUGUGGGAAGCGGGUGUGGCUAUGGCUGCGGCCUUGUGAACUAAGACGGCACCCUGGUUCACUGACAAGCCCCGUGAUUACCAAAAACCUGAUCAUGUGCACCCGAGUGAUUACGUGCUGUCCGUCUGACGUAUAGCGUCUUACAGCAUGAUAUUGAGUCACUGGCCUAUCAACACCCACCCUGUCUGCGUGCAUGGCUUGCGUAUAGAACGUGUUGAAUGGUGAUUGGAUGAUGAGUGAUGAGAGCCGAGUGCAGAGGGUGGAAGGGGAUAAAUUGGGCUAUCCCAGAAUAAA
This is a messenger RNA of Mus pahari (shrew mouse), 1676 nucleotides long. Its product is annotated as inactive 2'-5'-oligoadenylate synthase 1B. NCBI's taxonomy places the organism in Eukaryota, Metazoa, Chordata, Mammalia, Rodentia, Muridae. Gene Ontology annotation, cellular component: nucleoplasm; cytosol; membrane. The record is from RefSeq and is a predicted model, not a curated record. The coding region runs from base 51 to 1193 and encodes 380 amino acids. The transcript is spliced from 6 exons. Gene Ontology annotation, biological process: negative regulation of viral genome replication; defense response to virus; regulation of ribonuclease activity. Gene Ontology annotation, molecular function: double-stranded RNA binding; 2'-5'-oligoadenylate synthetase activity.